Messenger RNA from Babesia sp. Xinjiang, 441 nucleotides. RefSeq names its product Dynein light chain LC6. The record is from RefSeq and is a predicted model, not a curated record. Gene Ontology annotation, cellular component: dynein complex. Gene Ontology annotation, biological process: microtubule-based process. Gene Ontology annotation, molecular function: dynein intermediate chain binding; dynein light intermediate chain binding. NCBI's taxonomy places the organism in Eukaryota, Apicomplexa, Aconoidasida, Piroplasmida, Babesiidae. The coding region runs from base 1 to 441 and encodes 146 amino acids. The transcript has a single exon.
AUGGGAGGGGUCCCGCGGUGUACGUUCCUACAGCCACACAGUACCGCUAAGCACACGCGAUUAGUUAAGGGCGAGGAUCGUUACUCAAAGUGUAAUACUCUUGCCGAAUUAACAGCCGUAUUUGGAAGUAAAGCGCCGGAGACCUCAAUGACAGAGACGGAGACAGCUGCGGGCGUUCGCCCUGAAACCGUGGUAAAACACGUUGAUAUGGAUGAGCCAACACGUAAAUUUGCAUUGGAACUUGCUGCUGAAGCUUUAGAGAAGUUUAAAAUCGAAAAAGAUAUUGCGUCAUAUAUUAAGAGGGAGUUUGACAAGCGUUUUGAGCCUACAUGGCAUUGCGUCGUUGGACGAAACUUCGGAUCCUAUGUGACGCACGAGAAGCAUUGUUUCAUCUACUUCUACAUCGGCAAUAUCGCCGUGCUCCUGUUUAAGAACGGGUAA